AUGAAUAAUUCUAUAUCAACCUAGGCUAACUCUUCAACCUAAAUUAGUAGAGUCACUUUAUAUUAAUAUGGUUAAAAUCCGAUAGAGAUCAGUUUAUCAUAAGCCAGGUCACUUGAUAGUCUAUUUAAGUUAAUUAAUAGAAAGUUGUCUUUUAAGAAAAUUAGAGUUUUUGAUCAAAGAUUUUAAGAAUUAUUUUAGGAAGAUCUUAAAUACUUGAAGAAUGAAUCGAAAAUCUAUAUAACAACAAAUGGUAAGAAUUUGGAUAGUCGAUUUGUCCUGUUUGAGUAUAAUCCAAUAUAAAUCCUAUGUAAAGGUGGUUAAGCAACAGUAAUGUUGAUAUCUCAUAAAAUUACAUGUGAAGAGAGAGCACUUAAAUUUAUAAGUGAAGGUUAAGAGAAUCAAUAUUUAUAUAUUGCUAGAGAGGCUGUGAUAUUAGAAUAAUUAAAACAUCGUAAUAUAGUCAGACUACAUAAAUAUAAAUUGUUUCCAGAAAAAUCAGAGGCAAUACUUGAAUUAGAAUAUUUAAAAGGUGGAUCUUUAUUAGAUUAUGUGUUAAGUAGAAUUUGUUCUUAAUCUUAGAUCAUGGUGCAUUAGAUGAACCAACUGCUCGUAUUUUAUUUAAUCAAAUAUUAGAUGGGAUAUCUUAUUGUCACAAAAAUAAUGUUAUUCAUAGAGAUUUAAAAUUAGAUAACAUUCUUCUUUGUGAUGCUAUAGAUUUACGAGUAUUUAAUAUAAAUAAAUUAUAGAUUAAAAUUAUCGACUUUGGUUUGGCUUAUUUAUCUGGAACAGGUAUUCCUUUUAAUGAACCAUUAAAUGUUGGAACAGUUCUUUAUGCUUCUCCUGAAAUUGUUUUUGGUAAAUUGAAGACUGUUAAUUUUUCAGUUGACAUAUGGGCAUUAGGGGUCAUUCUAUAUUAUUUAAUUUUUGCUUAAUAUCCUUUUAAAGGUGACAACAAUACAGAAAUAUUAGAGAAUAUAAGUUAAAUCAAUUAUAAUAUUCCAAAAUAAGUGAGUGUUGAACUAAUCAAUUUAAUUAAUGACUUAUUCAAUCCUGAUCAUGAAUAGAGGUUGUCAUUGAAAUAAAUCAAAUAACACAAAUGGGUUAGAGGAUAAAUAUAAACCAAUCAUUUAUUAAGUAUUCCACUUUCUGAAUUACCCACUACUUCAAAAGGAUUAAUAACCUAAGAAAAUUCUAUCAGAAAAAAAAAAGAAGAUAUUUUAAACUAUGUAGAAAAAUAAAAUUUUAAAAAUAUGCUUUCGGAUUAGAUCUAUAAAAAAUAAACACAAAAAUCAUGUUUGAACAAUUUGCUUAAAUGA
Molecule: messenger RNA, 1316 nt
Organism: Paramecium sonneborni
Lineage: Eukaryota; Ciliophora; Oligohymenophorea; Peniculida; Parameciidae
Source: the annotation of a GenBank genome assembly